Ctenopharyngodon idella (grass carp) is the source of this 2663-nucleotide messenger RNA. It is a transcript of the gene entpd1, whose product is annotated as ectonucleoside triphosphate diphosphohydrolase 1. Gene Ontology annotation, cellular component: plasma membrane. The record is from RefSeq and is a predicted model, not a curated record. Gene Ontology annotation, molecular function: GDP phosphatase activity; UDP phosphatase activity. The transcript has 10 exons. Gene Ontology annotation, biological process: nucleoside diphosphate catabolic process. Lineage: Eukaryota; Metazoa; Chordata; Actinopteri; Cypriniformes; Xenocyprididae. Bases 240 to 1739 code for a protein of 499 amino acids.
CACAGUUGAGAAGGGAGAGGUAACAGGCAGAUCGUUAACUUGGUUGGUGGCGGAGGGAGGGAGAAAGCUUGGCGGCUGGCCCGCCCACUCAUGCCCCCUAGCCUUAUAAAGAACCUCAAGAAUGGGAAAGACCCUCUAAGAGAGCUGAGCCAAACACCCGAAACAGCACUCUGAGAGCUGGGACGAGUCAGAAAGAGAGUGAGAGAGGAAGAGAGAGAGGAUUAUAGGUCGCUGCAUUCAUGGAUGAACAAGGAGAAGUAAAAGUCAAGAACCCCUGGAACAGGCCAGUAGUCAUCUUUCUGACUGCUUUUAUCGCCCUGGGGAUCGUCAUCAUGGUGACCAUUUCUGUUGUCCAGUACAAGCCUUUACCCAAGAAGUACAAGUAUGGAAUAGUUCUGGAUGCAGGCUCCUCGCACACCUCCGUGUUUAUCUAUGAAUGGCCAGCUGAGAAGGAGAACAACACAGGCAUGGUACAGCAGUUAUACACCUGCAAUGUAAAAGGCAAAGGCAUCUCCAGUUACUCUGCUAAUCCAGAUGGGGCUGGCAAAUCUCUGCAUGAGUGCAUGAUGGAAGCCAAGAAUAUAGUACCUGCUCACAGACACAGCGAAACCCCUGUGUACCUGGGAGCCACUGCAGGCAUGAGACUGCUCAAGAUGGAGAAUGAAGCAGCCUCAGAAGAGGUACUGGCUUCAGUAGAACAUUCACUGAAGACGUACCCCUUCUCCUAUCAGGGAGCUCGUAUCAUUUCAGGCCAAGAGGAGGGAGCUUUUGGAUGGAUUACCGUCAAUUACCUGAGCGAAAACUUAAAAAAUCCCACAGGGACUCUUGGAGCUCUGGACUUAGGCGGCGCCUCUACUCAGAUAACCUUCGUACCGCAACAGGAAAUUGAAUCAAACGACAAUUCUAUUGACUUUAGGCUGUACGGAAAUGAUUAUCACUUGUACACCCACAGCUUUCUCUGUUACGGGAAGGAUCAAGUUCUGAAGCUUUCUAUGGGCAAGAAAUUAGAGUCAACACAUGUUGCUGACAAGACAGAGCCCAUUGAAUUAAGGGAUCCUUGCUUCCACCCUGGAUAUAACUUCACAAAGCCAGCUGAAAGUUUGUUCAAUACCCCUUGUAUGAAUAAAGUGAAUUUGACAACUGGAAACAUCUCCCAUGUGGGGUUGGGGAAUUGGCCUCAGUGCCAACAAUCGAUCAGAAAGGUUUUAAAUACCGCCCAUUGUGCUUACUCAAAAUGCUCUUUCAAUGGUGUAUUCCAGCCUUCUGUUGAUGGAAAAUUUGGGGCUUUUUCUGCUUUUUUCUUUGUGAUGGACUUCUUGAAUCUGACCAGUGAUUCAUUAGACAGUACAAAGCAGAAGCUGGCAAAGUACUGCUCUACUCCAUGGAAAGAGAUUGUAGAAAAAAAUCCCAAAACAAAACAGAAGUACCUUGCAGAAUACUGUUUCUCAGGAACAUACAUACUCACUCUUCUGGAAGAUGGAUACAAUUUCACCUCUGACAACUGGAAAGACAUCAGUUUCAUUAAAAAGAUAGGAGACAGUGAUGCAGGCUGGACAUUAGGUUAUAUGCUUAACCUGACCAACAUGAUCCCCGCUGAAGCUCCAGACACACGUCCGAUGCCUGAUGGGGGAUACAUCACAUUUAUGCUCCUCUUCACACUUCUAAUACUUGUUCUCAUUCUUAUGGUCUACAUAUAUUUCCGUCGGUCCACUAGACAAGCCCAGAAAGACAUCAUUUAGACAGGGAUAUUUUGCUGUGGUCUCUUAAUGUUGAAUGCUUAUUUCUGCAGAACAGAUACAAAAUCAUGUUAUGACUAAAAGGUUAUAGAUUUAACUAAACGGUUAAAUCUAAAAGGUUUUACAUUUCAAAGAAUUUGGACUCGAUACCUCAUGUGAAGGAUAAACAGGUUUUGGGAGAGAGAAGGGUUACAAGUUCCAUUGCAACUGAAGGGACAUCAGACUCUGUUCCCAUUUUUUUGUGGUUUUUGUGACCACUUAGUUUUCUUAAAUAUCAAGUCAAAAGUACAGGUUUUAGCUUUUGGGGAGCUGGAUGAAAGAGGUUUGCUGAGUUUCCUCAAAAGGAAAAGUGCACUGACAUUCAAUAUAUCGUGUGCCUUAAUUCUGUAUGAAAGUUCUCCCAAUUUAUGUAUAGAAAAGCACACAUCUUCUUGAUGCCAGUAUCUUUUACUUUUUUACUUAUAAAGAAAUGUCUGUGAGGUCAAAUGUCUCUAGAUGUGUUUUUUUUUUUUUUUUUCAUUAUGGUCAUAUGAAUAUCACUGGAUAUCACUGUUUAUACAUUGCUUUCAGCAUAGCACACUUUUUUUAACGAAUUGCAAAAUGGAGGGUAAUUUUGCUAGGUCUGUCAUUGCAUGUUUUUUUGUUUGUUUGUUUUUGUUUUGUUUUUUUUGCUCUUCCUGUGCUUGCCGUUUGUUUUUGUUUUUAUUGCAAUUACUGUUUUGUUUUGUUUUUUAAUACAAUGAUGUAACAGGAGAGGUAAAAAUCAUUUGUGCUAAAAACAUUUGUUCAUGUCUGCUUCUGUAAGGUACAUUUUGUAUAUGAUUUUUCUGUGUAUGGCUCUGAAGUGGUAUGUGAAAUUACAUGAAUUUUUUUUUAUAUAUAUUUAAACAAUACUUGUAGCAAAUUUCUAUUAAAUUUACAAAUGAC